AUUAUUUCAUUGAAUAUGUAGGGACUAGCGAGUAAAAAAAGGAAAAGAAUAAAGACAGCGGUAGACUAUUAAGAUCCUAGCAAAGACUAAACAAAGAUCUACUUCUCCUCUAUUUCCCCCAACCCCCACGCCCUCUUUCUUCCAUUUUUGUAAAGUUGUUUCAAUGGCAAGUGGUUAUGGGGAUUCGAGCCAGAAAGUAGAUUAUGUAUUCAAAAUAGUGUUGAUUGGUGAUUCAGCAGUAGGGAAAUCACAAAUACUAGCUAGAUUUUCACGUAAUGAAUUUAGUCUAGAUUCAAAAGCAACUAUUGGUGUUGAAUUCCAGACAAGAACACUUGUUAUACAACAUAAGUCUGUUAAAGCUCAGAUCUGGGAUACUGCUGGUCAAGAACGAUAUAGAGCUGUCACAAGUGCAUACUAUAGGGGAGCCGUUGGAGCUAUGUUGGUUUAUGACAUAACAAAACGCCAAACAUUUGAUCACAUACCCCGUUGGCUUGAAGAGUUGCGUGCACAUGCUGAUAGGAAUAUCGUUAUCAUGCUGAUCGGAAACAAAACAGAUCUCGAAGACCAACGAGCUGUCCCAACCGAGGAUGCUAAGGAAUUUGCUCAGAAGGAAGGACUGUUCUUCUUAGAGACUUCUGCAUUGGAAGCGACAAACGUAGAGGAUGCAUUCUCGACUGUGUUGACAGAGAUCUUCAACAUCGUAAACAAGAAGACUCUUGCUACCGAUGAGAAUCCGUCUAAUGGGAAUCCUGCAUCUUUAUCUGGGAAGAAGAUUCUUGUUCCUGGUCCUGCACAAGUCAUCCCAGAAAAGAAAGCAUGUUGUACAUCUUAAGAUAUCCAAAUUCGGCGCUUCAUUCACUCUUUUUUAGGUGACAAUUGUUACGAGAGUAUUAAGGUCUCAAAUUUUCUAGUGCACUGUAGCUCCUGAUAUGCGCGUAAUUCUUGAAAAUCUCGUAUAUUUUGUUGUAAAUUCAUUUUGUUUUUGUGAUUUUUUAUAUGAAAGGAAAUGCUUAGAUCGUUCUCUGUGUGGAGUGAGGACUCUGGACAAUAGCAAAAGAGUAUAUGUGCUUUUACAUGUUUUAUAAUAUGUAUGUAGUUAAAUUCAUAUUCAA
Capsicum annuum is the source of this 1112-nucleotide messenger RNA. RefSeq names its product ras-related protein Rab11D. The record is from RefSeq and is a predicted model, not a curated record. NCBI's taxonomy places the organism in Eukaryota, Viridiplantae, Streptophyta, Magnoliopsida, Solanales, Solanaceae. Gene Ontology annotation, molecular function: GTPase activity; GTP binding. The transcript has 2 exons. Gene Ontology annotation, cellular component: endosome. Bases 164 to 832 code for a protein of 222 amino acids.